Messenger RNA from Paraglomus occultum, 419 nucleotides. NCBI's taxonomy places the organism in Eukaryota, Fungi, Glomeromycota, Glomeromycetes, Paraglomerales, Paraglomeraceae. The record is from the annotation of a GenBank genome assembly.
AUGUUUCCUGUAGAACCAAUAUUGGCGGAAGCAUCAGCUCAGAUCAUUCAUUUCUACAACAUAUCCCUAGUCUCGUUACUUGAAAAACUUAUUUCAGCUAUACGAAACGGUUGGAUUGAAGGAGGAUAUCGUGGAGAAUUAGUGGCACGCCUCAUACUUAUGCUAGCUAUGGAAACUUGCAUCAAGAAAACAAUAAGCGAAAGACCCAAACACAAUCAAUUUUCUCAUCCUGUUCUUGUCAAUGAUUUCAUUGAAGCUUUGUUCGGUGUGAGACUGGAUGACUGGUUUAAGAGUAACUACAAUGAUGAAGAUGAAGAAUUAAAAAAAUUCAAGCCUCGAUGUGUUGGACAGCUUGUUUGUGGAAUGAUAUUCUUUACCUCUUUCAUAUCCAUUACGUACACACCAACUUCCAAUGAUAU